AAAAAGAUUUUUCUUGGAUUGUAUUAUUAAAAAUUUAAUUAAAUUAAAUUAUUAUGUAAUUGUACCCCAAAUUCCAUGCAGAAUUAAAUAGCUGGAUUUCACAAUCUGUGUCUGAUUUUCUCUCCUCCUCUAAUAAUUUAUAGGCCCUGCUCUAAAAAUCCUAAUUUAUACUCAAUUUUACAAUUUUUCCAAUCAGUUUGUAUUUUUGUUUGAAAUUUUUUUUGUUUUCGAACAUGAGUGGUGGUGCUAGGGUUUCGAUUCCGGCCAACCUCCGGAAGACGAUCCAAGACAUUAAAGAGAUCGCCGGCGACCACUCCGACGAGGACAUCCUCGCUGUUCUCAAAGAAUGUAAGAUGGACCCCAAUGAAACCGCCCAGAAGCUCCUCUAUCUUGAUACCUUUCACGAGGUUAAAAGGAAACGUGAUAGAAGGAAACUGAAUACCAACAAUCGAAGUGCUGAAGAAUACAAGUGGACACCAGGCAUGCAGCGGCGAGGAGGUAGGGGUGGAAGAGGAAACUAUUCUUCAGCUUAUGUGUCUGAUGAUGCUGGACGCAGGAAACAAAUGAAUUAUAGACAGGAAAACGGAGUAAGAUAUUCUACAGAGAGAAAUGCCAGGGGUUCCUUGCCUGUUAAUACCCGAUCAGAAAAGAAUGCAGCCCAUCUUGUCAAAAGCGCUUCAGCUUCUGCCACUGGGCCAGCAACAUCUAAUGGAAACUCAAAUCAUGGAUCAUUAACCCAAGUAGCUGCAAAAAGGGCUAGUGAUGCCAGCAUAACCUCUGUAGUUGAUGUAAAUAAGUUUUCAAAAAUGCCUGUGACCCUAAAACAACUCCGAUAUUUAAACCCUGGCCCUACUCCUACUUCUACCCCCACAUUUUCUCCAGGUAGAGUCAAAGAUGAAAAUUCCGAAUCAAUACCUAGUGAUCUGAUUAUUAGCCUGGCUUCAGCAUCUGCAUCAGGUGUCUAUUCCUCUGCAUCAGAUCCUGUAUUAAUGCCAUCUUUGAACCCUCGAAAUCCUGGAGCAGUAGGAACAAUAAAGCGUGAAAUAGGAACUCAGAGGAUAGCAAAUGAAGCCCAAAGUGAGAGCAAUGUGAAUGUUCAAGGUAUCAUGAAAAAUGGCCAUCCUGCAUCUGGAAUUGUAAACUCCACUAACAAAAUAAGGCCUACAGAAUCACAAGAAGUUAGAAAAAGCCGGUUCGCUGAGUCUUCAAAACCUUUACCGUUAAUCCAGGAUGAACCACAAGCUAUUAUAAAUAAUUCUGAAAGUGGCCAUUCUGAACAAGUAUUGGCAUCUAAGGGUGGAACUGUUGCAUCUGAAUCCCCUAUAUCGUCACUUCCUAAAUUAAAUGACAAUGUAUCCACUGAACAGCUUAAUAUGAAGUUAGAGAAACUAAAGAUUUCUGGUCAUCAACCUGUUAUCUUACCUGAUCAUCUUCAAGUACCUGAAGCCUUGAAGACUGGAUUGACUUUUGGUAGUUUGGAAGCUCCGAUGGAGCAGAGCAUGAACUCGAGUAAUGAUAAACCCCCCGCUCCAGUUGUUGAUCAAACUUCCAGGGAACCUUCUAUGAGUCAUCAGGCCCCAUCCUUGACUGCCCAAGAAGUCGCUCAUCCAGAUAAUGCAGAGUCACAUCAGCAUGUAUCUGAAAAUGUACCACCAGUUGAAGACAAUACGUCAUCUGGUGCGGCUAAAACAUUUGACCAGCCAAAGCAGGAGGUACUUCCGCCUUUUGGAGGUUCACAAUUUUCUCUUGUUCAAACUCCGGAUUAUAACUUUGGUCUUGUACCGCAAGUGUUGAACCCACAUCUUGUGCAAUUUGAAGGAUCAGAUAAGCAGGGUGGGAAUUCUCAAGCACAGUCAACAUCGGCCUCAACUCCACCUGUUUCUCAACCCAUGGGCAUUGGACAGAGUCCGGUAGCCGUAUCUCCACAGUUGUUUCCUUUCCUCAGACAGCCAUAUGCUUCUAACUACUUCCCUUAUAACCCUUAUCUCCCUCCCUUUUACAUGCCUCAAAGUGCCCACCAAUUUAUAGGCCCAAGUGGCUUUGCUCAACAACCUUCUACUGCCAACAUAUAUAUGCCUCCUCCAUCAACAGGGGUUAAAUUCCCUGUACCGCCCCUAUACAAGCCUGCGGCUAUUACUGGAAAUUUGGCACACUAUGGGGUUCCGACUGGCUACAGUUCAUAUGGCUCCUCUGUUGGAUAUGGUUCCAGUGAAGCCCCAGCCUCCGGUGGCUCCACUAGUAGUGAAGAACUUGCUGCAGCUCAGAUGAAUGAAAAGAAUAUCUACUCCACACUAAAACAGAAUGAAGAGCCACAUGUUUGGACCUCGGCAACUGGAAGGGAUUUAUCAAUGUUACCUCAGGCCAAUUACUUUUACAACUUACCUCAGGCCCAGCAAAUGGCUUUCCCCCCUGGACAUUCUACACAUGGAUCUUUUCCCGGUAUCUAUCAUCCAUCCCAGUCGGUUGCUACCCCAUCAAACAUUCAAUCAUUACCCCAGCAAACUCAGGCUGUUGGUGGAUCAGUUGAUGCACUUCCUCCUUCCGGUGCUCAUCAGCAAUUGCAACCUCAAAUGAAUUGGAAUUCAACAUUUUUGAAUAGGGAAAAUAUCUGAGGAUAAAAUCCAUCGAGGAUAAGUGUGUGCGUGCAUAUAUGCACCAUACAAAAAAACUAAAAAAAAAAAAAAAACUAAAAUAACAUGCAACCCCGAGCUCUGUAUGACUGUAAAUAUGAAGUAUACUUUUGAAAUGUAGGCAAUUUUGGGUGUUUUGCCCGGAAUUUACACCCUGUCGUGUUUUGAUGCACAGUUUUACCCAUCUGCAGAUGAUAACAAAUAGUCUUCGAUUUCUUCUUUUAUUUUAGCUAAUAGGUGUUUGGAAGUUUGAUAGAGCAGGUGGAAUAAUUUUCUGAUUGUCAUUCUCAUUUUCACCUGUAUAUAUUUGAGAACAAAAUGUGGAUUUAUACUCUGUAAUUUGCACAGCUAUUGUAUAUAUAAUUUCUUUCGAUC
This is a messenger RNA of Ipomoea nil (Japanese morning glory), 3005 nucleotides long. RefSeq names its product GBF-interacting protein 1-like. Lineage: Eukaryota; Viridiplantae; Streptophyta; Magnoliopsida; Solanales; Convolvulaceae. Bases 234 to 2612 code for a protein of 792 amino acids. The transcript has 9 exons. The record is from RefSeq and is a predicted model, not a curated record.